Messenger RNA from Humulus lupulus (European hop), 1792 nucleotides. RefSeq names its product pentatricopeptide repeat-containing protein At5g59600-like. Gene Ontology annotation, molecular function: protein binding; RNA binding. The transcript has a single exon. The record is from RefSeq and is a predicted model, not a curated record. NCBI's taxonomy places the organism in Eukaryota, Viridiplantae, Streptophyta, Magnoliopsida, Rosales, Cannabaceae. The coding region runs from base 1 to 1647 and encodes 548 amino acids. Gene Ontology annotation, biological process: RNA modification.
AUGCGCCGUUGCAUCAGAGGGCAAGCAGUACUCGUAACCCGUCAGAGCAAUCCCUUCAUCCACCGUAAAUUGUUUCAGACAUCAGCUGAUACAUAUGCGAAGGUCAUCGAAAUCUACGGUCCUGAUCGACACUUGAACUCAGGAAGAGUGCUCCACUCUCACUUGAUUAUCAACGGGUUGGCCCGUCGGACCCAUCUCGCUUCUAAGCUUAUAGCAUUUUAUGUUAUUUGUGGCAAACUAAACAAUGCCCGGAAAGUGUUCGACAAAAUUCCUGAAACAAAUAUUCGCCGGUAUAUCGUCCUUAUCGGGGCAUAUGCUCGAUAUGGGUUUCAUCAACAAGCACUCGAUGUGUACAACGAAAUGCAAUAUAUGGGUAUUAAGCCUAACAUAUUUGUCGUUCCCAGCGUACUCAAGGCCUGCGGUCACCUCUCCGAUUCACGAACAGGCGAGAAACUACACGCUGUGAUACUCAAACACUCGUUUUAUUAUGACAUUUUUGUCAAUAGUUCACUCAUUGAUAUGUACUCGAAGACUGGACAAGUAGAGAAAGCACGUGGGGUUUUCGAUACCAUGGUGGAAAAAGAUUUGGUGGCGUUUAAUGCUCUUGUUUCGGGCUAUGCUCAACAUGGAUUACCUGAACAAGCGUUAGAUUUGGUUGAGAAAAUGCAAGUAGAAGGAGCAGUAAGGCCUAAUAUAGUAACUUGGAAUACUUUGGUAGCUGGAUUUUCUCAAAAGGGUGAUGAAGUAAUGGUUUCCCAACUUUUUAAGAAGAUGGUUGAUCAAGGGAUUGAACCUGAUGUUGUAUCUUGGACUUCAAUUAUAUCUGGAUUGGUGAAGAAUUUUCGAAAUGAUGAAGCCUUUGAUACUUUCAAGGAGAUGUUGGAUCAUGGGUUACGUCCAACGUCAGCUACUAUGAGUAGUCUCUUGUCUGCUUGUUCGGUUGUGGCAAACGUUGUGCGCGGGAAGGAGAUUCAUGGUUAUGCAAUGGUGAUUGGAGUUGAAGAUAAUAUAUUCGUGAGAAGUGCUUUAGUUGACAUGUAUGCUAAAUGUGGAUUCAUACAUGAAGCCAGGGCAUUGUUCUUCAAGAUGACUGAAAGAAACACAGUGACUUGGAACUCAAUGAUUUUCGGGUACGCCAAUAAUGGAUUCUGUAGUGAAGCAAUUGAGCUUUUCAAGCAGAUGAUGGAGGAAGACGAGAAGAAACUUGAUCACCUGACCUUCACUGCAGUUCUCACUGCUUGUAGCCAUAUGGGCAUGGUUGAUCUUGGACAAAGUCUGUUCCACUUGAUGCAAAAAGAGUACAAAAUCAAUCCAAGACUCGAGCAUUAUGCUUGCAUUGUUGAUCUUCUCGGUCGAGCAGGAAAACUCACUGAAGCUUAUGAUAUGGUCAAGGCAAUGCCAAUUGAGCCAGAUUUGUUUGUAUGGGGAGCAUUACUAGGGGCUUGUAGGAACUAUGGGAAUAUAGAUAUUGCUGAAAUAGCAGCUAAGCAUUUGAGGGAGCUAGAGCCUGAGAGUGCAGGAAACCAACUACUGUUGUCAAAUCUAUAUGCUGAUGCAGGUAUCUGGGGAAAUGUAGCAAGGUUGAAGAAGACUAUGAAUAGAAAACAGCUUAGAAAAUUUCCCGGCUGCAGUUGGAUAGAGACCUGACAUGUAAUUAGUACAGAAUUAUUCCAUGUAGUAUUUCGAUAUACGAUAGUCGAGUCAUUCUUGGUUCUUAUUCAUGAAGGUCAUUUUAUCACACAAUUUUAAGAUGAUUUUGUAACACAAUAUUAAAGUCUCGUCCAUUCCUUUA